AUGGCCGUCCCUUCCUCCGACCGCGCGAGGCGGCCCUUCCUCCUCUCGCUCUCGCUCUUCCUCCUCAUCUCCGCCAUCCUCGUCCUUCUCUUCCUCUUCCUCGACCCCUCACCUGGAUCGCUCGCCUUCCUCCCCUCCCGUCUCUCCGCCUCAGCCCCUUCCCUCGCACCUCCUCUUCUUCCCCGACAGCAAAACCACACCCCUACGAGAAGCCCACCUCACUCGACACCAGAUGGCUCGAGCGCCACCGAAAAAGCGGAGGAGGGCACUGGUGCUAGUGCAUUGCAACCAGUCGUCACAAAAUCCGAUGUCAACAGUAGCGCAUCGGAACCAUCCGCAAAGGAAGGCAGCGGUGGCAGCGGCUCGCCGGGAGCAGGCGAUAACAGCGACGCCAGGGGAGUCGGGGCGGACGGGAAGACGGAUACAAGCGUCGCCCCGGUGGAGAAAGGUGGGGACGACGAGGAGGUGCCGCCGGUGAGCGUGAGGUGGCAGACGUGCAGCAGGCUGGGGAGGGGCGUGUCGUCGACGGACUACAUCCCGUGCCUGGACAACGUGCGGGCGAUCAAGGCGCUGCGGUCGAGGCGGCACAUGGAGCACCGGGAGCGGCACUGCCCCCUGGCGCCCCGGCUCAGAUGCCUGGUGCCGCUGCCCGCAGGGUACCGUACGCCUGUGCCGUGGCCGCGGAGCCGUGACAUGAUUUGGUACAACAACGUCCCUCACCCAAAGCUGGUGGAGUAUAAGAAAGAUCAGAACUGGGUUACAAGGUCUGGUGAUUAUCUUGUUUUUCCUGGAGGUGGAACUCAAUUCAAAGAUGGCGUGGGAAGAUACAUUCAGUUUGUUGAACAGAUUAUGCCAACCAUACAAUGGGGAAGGCGCACAAGAACUAUCUUGGAUGUUGGAUGCGGUGUUGCCAGCUUUGGUGGAUACCUGCUUGACAGGAAUGUCAUUACUAUGUCAUUUGCCCCAAAAGAUGAGCAUGAGGCUCAGAUACAGUUUGCACUAGAGCGUGGAAUUCCAGCAUUUCUAGCAGUAAUUGGAACACAAAAGCUUCCACUUCCUGAUAAUACGUUCGAUGUUGUACACUGUGCAAGAUGCAGGGUCCUUUGGUAUGCAAAUGGUGGAAAACCACUGUUGGAGCUUAAUAGAGUACUAAGGCCUGGAGGAUAUUUCAUUUGGUCUGCAACCCCUGUCUACCGUCAAGACAAAAGAGACCAAGACGACUGGAACGCAAUGGUUACUCUGACUAAAUCAAUCUGCUGGAGAACAGUUGUAAAAUCUCAAGAUGUCAAUGGAAUUGGAGCUGUUAUAUAUCAAAAGCCUGCAUCGAAUUCUUGCUAUGCUGAAAGGAAGACCAAUGAACCCCCUCUAUGCUCCGAGAGAGAUGGAUCACGUUUUCCUUGGUAUUCUCCUCUUGAUAGUUGCCUUUUCACAACUGCCAUUACCACUUCAGAUGAAAGAUACGAUUGGCCUGUUCCAUGGCCUGAAAGACUUGAUGUUAGAUAUGCAAGUCCUGAUGAUUCUGCUUCUAACAAAGAGAAGUUUGAAGCUGAUACAAAGUAUUGGAAACAGCUCGUUUCAGAAGUAUAUUUCAGUGACUUCCCGCUUAAUUGGUCAAGCAUUCGCAAUGUAAUGGACAUGAAUGCUGGAUUUGGAGGGUUUGCGGCAGCACUCAUUGAUCGACCUUUAUGGGUUAUGAAUGUUGCGCCAAUUGGUCAACCAGAUACCUUGCCACUUAUUUUCAACAGAGGUUUGAUUGGGGCAUAUCAUGACUGGUGCGAGUCUUUCAACACCUAUCCUCGUACCUAUGAUCUUCUCCACAUGAGUAAUCUCAUUGGAAGUCAUACAAAUAGGUGUGACCUCAUCGAUGUGGUGGUUGAAAUCGACAGAAUACUGAGACCUGGAAGAUGGUUUGUGUUGAAAGACACAUUAGAGAUGAUAAAAAAGAUGCGCCCAAUCCUGAAGUCUCUACACUAUGAAACUGUCGUCGUGAAACAGCAAUUUCUUGUUGCUACAAAGAGUUUCUGGCGUCCUGGCAAAUUCUGA
Messenger RNA from Miscanthus lutarioriparius, 2043 nucleotides. NCBI's taxonomy places the organism in Eukaryota, Viridiplantae, Streptophyta, Magnoliopsida, Poales, Poaceae. The record is from the annotation of a GenBank genome assembly.